This is a messenger RNA of Pediculus humanus corporis (human body louse), 717 nucleotides long. RefSeq lists its product as uncharacterized. The record is from RefSeq and is a predicted model, not a curated record. The transcript is spliced from 3 exons. NCBI's taxonomy places the organism in Eukaryota, Metazoa, Arthropoda, Insecta, Psocodea, Pediculidae. Bases 1 to 717 code for a protein of 238 amino acids.
AUGUGCUUUGAAUAUAUUUUGUACGGAUUUAGUUUUAUAUAUAUUUUUUCUUAUCGGACUUUAGCUUGCGGUUAUUUCCCACAACUCACACCGGAGUCAUCGUUGAUCAUCGAUGGCGUCCUCAACGAAAUACCAAAUUGCGAGUAUUCAUUUGAAAAAAACGAAGCGAACGGUUUUCUCGCUCCCGUAAAAUAUCAUCCGACGGUUUUGUUACAAAAAUACACAAUGAUGGACACGCCGUUCAAUUCGGCUUGUCUCAAAUGCGGAAUUUGUUUGACCGUGUCUGAAAAACUCGAAAACAUAUUAAAUUUUGCACUUAAAUCCUCCAUUUCGCUCCACGAUUUCGACGAUUAUUUAUCGUCGCAAUUAUUGAGACCGAUUUGCGAUUUCGGUUUCAAAAGUUACGAGUUAAAAGAAUGGCAAGGAUUGAGAUUGAUUUCUCAUUAUGGUUUUUUAGACAAAGUUCCCAAUCACCUCGAUGGUAAAUGGUGGGAAGUGUUGAAAAAUUCCUGUCAUUUUUAUUUGACACACUACGGCGAGGGAAAUCUAAUCAAAUCUUGGCUCAUGGAAUCACAAAACGUAACGUCCAUUUUAUGCAGAAACGAUGGAUUAUUUCGUGAUUGUUUUAAUAUAAAUCAAGGAUUGUUAACGAUAAAAAUCCCGAAAAAAUUCCUUUUCCCUACGAAUUACGUACAAAUCCCGUAUCCCUGCGCUUAG